UGCCCUAAUCUAACGUGAGGACCCUUGACCUCUGACCCAAGAUGGCGGCCCCCAGAGCGGUCUCGCUCCCUGUUGCCCUGAGGUGAACUAAGUCCUUGAACCUCGCAUCAUGUCGAAGCUAAGCCGGGCCACUCGGGCCGUCAGGAAGCCCGAGGCCGGCGGCGUGAUCCGGACCAUCGUGAGAGCAGGCCAGGCCAUGUCCGGGCCCCCACUAGGCCCCAUCCUGGGUCAGCGCGGCGUUUCCAUCAACCAGUUCUGCAAGGAGUUCAACGAGAAGACGAAAGACAUCAAAGAAGGCAUUCCUUUGCCUACCAAGAUAUUUGUGAAGCCUGAUAGGACGUUUGAAAUUAAGAUUGGACAACCCACUGUUUCCUACUUCCUGAAGGCAGCUGCUGGGAUUGAGAAGGGGGCCCGGCAGACAGGGAAGGAGGUGGCAGGCCUGGUGACCUUGAAGCACGUGUAUGAGAUCGCUCGUGUUAAAGCUCAGGACGACGCCUUCGCUCUGCAGGAUGUGCCCCUGUCCUCUGUUGUCCGCUCCAUCAUUGGCUCUGCCCGUUCCCUGGGCAUUCGUGUGGUGAAGGACCUCAGUCCAGAAGAGCUGGCAGCUUUCCAGAAGGAGCGAGCCAUAUUCUUGGCUGCUCAGAAAGAGGCAGAUUUGGCAGCUCAGGCAGAAGCUGCCAAGAAGUGACCCCUGUCCCGCACACUCCAGGAUUUUGAAGGGAGCAGCUGGGAAGGGGGCCAGUGGGAAGGCUGUGCCAAAUGGAAGAGAAGUGACACCAACCUGAUUACUGUUCCCUUGACUUUAAAUUAUAUAUUUUUACAUGUAUGGCUAUAUCGAGGGAUUGAGCCUAAAUAAACAUCCUUUGUCACUCA
Messenger RNA from Hipposideros armiger (great roundleaf bat), 873 nucleotides. RefSeq names its product mitochondrial ribosomal protein L11 (gene MRPL11). The coding region runs from base 110 to 688 and encodes 192 amino acids. The transcript is spliced from 5 exons. Gene Ontology annotation, molecular function: large ribosomal subunit rRNA binding; structural constituent of ribosome. Gene Ontology annotation, cellular component: mitochondrial large ribosomal subunit; ribosome. Gene Ontology annotation, biological process: translation. The record is from RefSeq and is a predicted model, not a curated record. Lineage: Eukaryota; Metazoa; Chordata; Mammalia; Chiroptera; Hipposideridae.